Messenger RNA from Lachancea sp. 'fantastica', 2631 nucleotides. Lineage: Eukaryota; Fungi; Ascomycota; Saccharomycetes; Saccharomycetales; Saccharomycetaceae. The record is from the annotation of a GenBank genome assembly.
AUGUUACAGUCAGUACACCAUGAAAAAUACAAACUAGGCCUUGUUUCCGGUGGAAAAGUUGUGUUUCCACGGGCAAGCAACAGAUCGUGCAGUUCAAAGACUGUAACGCUGCUAACACACGACCAGAGCGGGAUAAUUGUGCCAUUUAACAACCAGCUGAAAAUAUACUCUUUGGAAACCCGUCAGUGUGCAAAGACGCUGAAAUAUGCGAACAACAAGCAGCUGGCAGAUACAUUUCUCGGCGCAAGAUCGGCUCAUGUGAGCCAUCUAGCGCUGGGGGACGUUACAAAACAAACCGAGAGUAGUGCAGAAAGUGAAGAGCAUGAGAUCAGUGUAUUUUCAAGUCUGGGAACCGUGAUAGUGGUCAAUUACAAAGGACGUCUUGCAGAAGAAGCAAAGGUGGUGGAAUUAGGAAACGAUUUUGCACAAGAUGAGAGUGUCAUAAAGGUGUUUCAAUCGAACCAAGGAGGUGCUUUGAGGGUGCUGACUUCAGAGCAGGAAUCAUCCGCAGCUUUCACAUACAAACUUUACGAGUAUAAUUGCCUAGAACAAAAGCUGGCCGAGCGUCAGAAAGUCGAGCAUGUCUUGCUCACUGCAUGGUCUUCAAACGGCCAAUACCUGUGUGCACUGAAGAAAGAUCAAAACAGCAAAAAGGAGCUGCAUCUUUGGUCGGUUUUUUCGGAUAAUCUAGAGGAAAUCCAAAAGUUUCCGCUACCCACAACGUCCAACUCACCCACAGCGUCGCCAAAUUCUCACUUUGUGACGGUCAUGGCUCUGGACAACGACUGCUCGCAACUGGCUGUGGGUUUUGCCUCGGGGGUGAUUAACGUGAUCAACCUUCAAGAUCGCUCGUCUCGCCUGCUGAAAUGGCACGUCGAUUCCGUUCUUUCCUUGUGCUUUACUUCAGAUGGAUCAUACCUACUCUCCGGUGGCUGGGAAAAAGUGUUGAGUUUUUGGCAACUAUCCACAAAUUUGCAGCAAUUUCUGCCCCGAUUGAGUGGCGUUGUAGUGGACUGCGACAUUGUCACCGAAAAGUAUUACAGUUUGGGUCUGCAAAUCACCGAAAAUCAAACGAGCACCGACUAUCAGCUGCUGAUAUUGAAUACAACAGAUCUAAAUUCGAGAGUAUCUGUAAGUGGCCCUCUUUGUGUCUUUCAAACAGCUCUAAAGGACGUGGUUUUCCCAAUGUCUGCCGUUUCCUCCAAGUCGUCUACGUCAUCCACGGAUUUGGGCAAAUUACCCAAGAAACAGCAACGGAAGCUGAAGCGUAAAAGACAGGACUACAGCUCCAUUCUGGAAAUCCAACCCAAUACUAAGCAUUUGUACUUCCCUCAUAUUUCGGCGAUUCAAGGAUACGAUUUCUACAAGAACGAACAAGUUUCAUAUCAGUAUCUGUCGUCUGGCGUCAACAAUGCUAUGGGUAAGGUAAGGGCUGAAUUGAACCUGAAAGAACCAUGUAUCUCCAAUGUUAAGUUCACCAAGGAUGGGAACUGGAUGAUCUCUUACGAGGUCGAGUUUUCUCCUGACAAUCUGCUAUCAUCAAAUGACGUGCAGCAUGUUCUUAAGUUUUGGAGAUGGUCUGAAACCGGCGACUGGGUUUUGGAAACGAAGGUGCUUGGCCCUCAUGGCGCAAAUGCGCCUGUCACAAGCAUAUUGGUCGCACCCAGGUCUAUUGACGGCUCACAUGGAUGUUUGACCGCGGACAACAACGGUGGUAUCAAGUACUGGUCUUAUAGCGAGAGCGCGUCGAAUUGGCAAUUAUCGAAAUUCGCCCCACCAAACAACAAUCAUUUCAGUAAUUCUGUCGAACUGGCUUGGUCUUUCGAUGGAAGUCUGAUAUUUCAUGCAUUUGACGACAAAGUCACCGUUUUGGACUUCAACAGCUUCGAAAAGUUCAAAAAGUUUUCGGAGGACGCAUUUAACGAGUUCACUAUGGAUUCUUCAGUUCAAUCGAUAAUGCUAGUGAACGAUUCUAAUCUAAUAGUUGCUACUCAAACAACUUUGAACUCGGUCAAUCUACUUCUCGGGCAGGUCGAAGCAACAUUCGACCUUUUCCCAUAUGUCAACGGAGUCUACAAAAAUGGUCAUCUGGCAAGACUGAUGAGCUGUGACGAAAACAAUGGCCGUGUAGCGUUGGUUGUCAAUCAACAGAACAAGGACUCAGGCAAAUCAGCCGCUUCGGAUCAUAGUUCUCGGGUUUUUGUUUUCAACGCUGAUCUAACUCAGAAGCUCGGCUCCUUUCAACACAAUGAAUACAUUUCGUGUAUUAGGUGGAACCAUGACACGGACUUUAUAUUUCUGGACAUCAAAAAUAGACUCGGAGUCGUUAGUACAACCACAAGUGCAGAAAUGUUCGAAGAGGUGGAUAAAGAUGCAGUCAUGGAUCUUCUGGACCCAACCAGAUUCGAAGUCGAGUUGAAAAAAUUGAGCAGCGGCAACAAGAACGUCGCAAAUGGCAAUGGUGGCCACGAAGCUGAAGAGGAAGAGGAAGAGGAGGCCAAUCUUGAUUUCAUCAACGGCGAAAAGUCACAGAAGCUUCUCAAUAUGAACAGCUUCACCAGCAUGUUCGAGAAUUUGGGAAAUGUGCAAAUGGACACCCUUUUUGAUAGAGUAUUGAAAGUGAUUUCAUAG